AUGCCCACCAGGAGCUCGUACUGGUCCGACCUUGGCUUGGGCAUGGUCAAUGCAAUCAACAAAGGAGGUCUGUCAAUAGCAGGAGUCGGCUUACUCGCGGCCUCCACUGCUCUGCUACCACUCGGGUUGCUCGCUUAUCACUGCUACCUCAUUUGGGCAGGCACAACGACGAAUGAAAGUCAGAAGUGGGCGGACUGGCAAGACGAUAUGAAGGACGGCUAUGCUUUCGUCGCCUCCCGAGAUCAGCUCCAGACGCACAAUCAGUCAAGGAAGCAUGGCGAUACAUCGACGAAGAGCAAUGGGAAGCGCCAGACUACUGACAAUCCUGCUCUGGAUUACGGACUUGAUGGGGUGGAGGAGGUCGACGUUUUGUGGCCUGUUACUAGUGAUCAGAUCAUUGUACGAACAUCAGAUGGUAAUCCACCGCAAGGUCAAGAAGCGCUGUGGAAGCUGGUGUGGAAUCUUGAUGAUGUAGUCAAUGUCUAUGAUCUUAGUGGGUGGCAGAACUUUUUAGCUGUACUGAAGGGGCGUCCGGGCACAUGCACUUUCAAUCUCAAGCAUAUUCGAGCUGUCUGA
This is a messenger RNA of Recurvomyces mirabilis, 576 nucleotides long. RefSeq names its product palmitoyltransferase swf1 (gene SWF1). The record is from RefSeq and is a predicted model, not a curated record. NCBI's taxonomy places the organism in Eukaryota, Fungi, Ascomycota, Dothideomycetes, Mycosphaerellales, Teratosphaeriaceae. The transcript is spliced from 2 exons. Bases 1 to 576 code for a protein of 191 amino acids.